This is a messenger RNA of Rhea pennata, 2781 nucleotides long. It is a transcript of the gene MIDN, whose product is annotated as midnolin. The transcript has 8 exons. The record is from RefSeq and is a predicted model, not a curated record. Gene Ontology annotation, molecular function: protein binding. The coding region runs from base 547 to 1977 and encodes 476 amino acids. Lineage: Eukaryota; Metazoa; Chordata; Aves; Rheiformes; Rheidae. Gene Ontology annotation, cellular component: nucleus.
GGGGAAGAAAAGGGGAAAGAAAAGCGCCUUCUGCCCCUUCCCCCGCCCCCUCGCCGCUGUCUCCCGGGUUCCGCACCCCACCCCCCGCCCUGAAAAACAACGCACAAAAAAAGAACCCAACAAAAAAGAGAGAGAGAAAGGAAGAAAGGAGGCAGCGCCGCUACCAUUUAACUCCCCUUCCACACACGCACGCAGUCCCCUCCUCCCUUGACCGCGUCUCCCACGUCCUCGAGAGGAGCCGGAGGAAAAGGAGGAGGAAAAGGAGAGAGCUUUAUUUUAUUUUAUUUUAAUUGCCGGAGGGAUCAAGUCGGUGCAAACUCAGCUCUCCUAUAGGAAGGAUUGCUCCCCCCCUUGUUCUUCCCUCCCACCUAAAUCUCCUUUAAGACCUUGCAAGGAAGACUUGGAGGAACAGAGCGGAUCCGGAGUUACUCGUGGACAUUUAACCGGAGCGAGGGAGAGGAAGCCCAGUCCUCUCCAGCCCUUGCGUGUGUGAGUGCGUGUGUGCAGCAGGACGGGGGGCUGCUCCUUCCUUUGUCUGGUCGGCGAAUGGACCAGCAGCCCAGCGCCAGGAGCUGCAGCCGGGGAGCGGCCGCCUGCGAGGUGCUGCAGAACGAGCCCUCCAUGAACCUCUACAUCAACACCACCACGGGCACCCGCUAUGAGCUCUCCGUCCCCGCGGAGGAGACGGUGGAAGGGCUGAAGAGGAGGCUCUCGCAGCGGCUCAAAGUGCCUAAGGAGAGGCUGGCUCUCUUGCACAAAGAAAGUCGUCUCAGUUCUGGAAAGCUGCAGGACCUGGGGGUUGUGGAAGGAAGCAAGCUGACACUGGUGCCCACUGUGGAGGCUGGCUUGAUGUCCCAGGCGUCCAGGCCAGAACAGUCGGUGAUGCAAGCUCUGGAAAGCUUAACUGAAACUCAGGUCAACGACUUCUUGUCGGGACGGUCCCCGCUGACCCUGGCGCUGCGGGUCGGCGACCACAUGAUGUUCGUGCAGCUGCAGCUGGCAGCUCAGCAGAGCAGCGGGCAGCUCCAGCACCGGCACGUCAUCGCCAGCCGGGGCGAGGCGGGCGCCGCGGCCAGUCCCCACUGCCGGACGCUGCACGGUGGCGCCGGCUCCGGCUUUGCCCGCAUCCCCGUGGUGCCCGCCUGCCAGCAGAGCCCGGCGCCCAGCCCCACGCCAGCCGCCCCCGUGUACUGUAACGCCCCCCACCCCGCUCCCGUCACCGCCGGGAUGUUCCGGUCGCACGGGGCCAGCACGCAAACGGUGAACAGCAGCGUCGUCUCCUCCUGCUCAGAGGUGGAUUGCAGCACGCGCAGCAGCAGCUCGCCAGGCAGCAGUCCCGCCCCGACGCCGCGAUCCCGCAAGCCCGGCGCCGUCAUCGAGAGCUUCGUCAACCACGCGCCUGGGGUUUUCUCAGGGACCUUCUCCGGCACUUUGCACCCCAACUGCCAGGACAGCAGCGGGCGGCCGCGGCGGGACAUCGGCACCAUCCUGCAGAUCCUGAACGACCUCCUCAGCGCCACGCGACACUACCAGGGCAUGCCCCAGUCCCUGACGCAGCUCCGCUGCCAGACGCAGUUCUCCUCCUCCUCGGCUCCCUCCUCCCCGGACCUCGCCACCAAAACUACCUCAGAGACCCUGCCGGCGGCCGCAGCCUCGCCGCCCCUGCACUCCGUCGUCCAGUGCCAAAGCCAGAUCCGGAUGUGCAAGCCCAGCGGGGACCGGCUGCGGCAGACGGAGAACCGGGCGACGCGCUGCAAGGUGGAGCGCCUGCAGCUGCUGAUGCAGCAGAAGCGGCUGCGCCGGAAGGCGCGCCGGGACGCCCGGGCCCCCUACCACUGGCUGCCCAACCGCAAGUCCAGCCGCACCAACAGCAACAGCAGCGUGUCGAGCGAGGGCAGCCUGGACCUGGACUUCGAGGACUCGGUGUGGAAGCCGGAGGUCAAGGCGGACAUGAAAUCCGAGUUCGUCGUAGCAUAGAGCUGCGCCCGGGCGGCGCCGCCCGGGGCCGCGGACUCUGCCGGCGGGGCCCCGCGCUCGCCGCCCCGGCCGCUGCUCUGACCGUUGCUGUUUCCACGGGCCAGAUCUCCUCUAGGUUUGCCACCUCCUGCGGUCCCGGCGCCGGCGAGUGCCUCCCGCCCUCCGCUGCCGCCGGCCGGCACGGCGGCGCCCGGCACGGCGGGGUCCGAGCUGCUUUUUGGGCUGCGAAGCCGGGGCGGCGCCGGCGGGGGCCCGGGCCGGCCCUGCCCUGCCCGGGGGCUCCCGGCGCUCGGGCCCUCCCUUUUCCUCCCCUUCUAUAUGUAGCAUUGCUGGCGGCGGCGCCGCGGCCCGGCCCCGCGUGCACUUUACGGGGCCGCGCCGGGGCCCCGCGGCCGCGGCCGGAGCGGCCUGGGGCUCCGGGGGGGGGUGGGUAUUUUUAUUUUUGUUCCUGGAGGGAAAAGAAAGGGCGUCUUCCCUCCGCGGUAGAGACCAACUUUCGGAAUUGCUGAGUUCUUUCCCGCCCGCCGGUUGGUUGGUUGGAGUUUUUCUUUGUUUUGUUUUUUUUAACUUAAAAAAGAGGAAAAAAAAGAUUAAAAAAAUAAUGAAUAAAUAAACCCAGUACUUGGUCAUGGCUGUCUGCAAGCCGUGGGGCUAAUAUUUAUAGACGUUAAUUACCCGACUGAGCCAAUACUGACAUAGUCUUGCAUAGGCCGUAGAAAUCCUUUUUCUUGUCCGACUUUGAUUUUUUCGUCAGGAGAUCUGUGCAAAUAGAAAACCCAUGUGAUGUGUUUUUUGUCUGUAAAA